Messenger RNA from Limulus polyphemus (Atlantic horseshoe crab), 1479 nucleotides. Its product is annotated as ankyrin repeat domain-containing protein 13C-like. The record is from RefSeq and is a predicted model, not a curated record. The transcript is spliced from 12 exons. Gene Ontology annotation, molecular function: protein binding. Lineage: Eukaryota; Metazoa; Arthropoda; Merostomata; Xiphosura; Limulidae. Gene Ontology annotation, cellular component: cytoplasm. The annotation marks the transcript as partial.
UCUUGUUAUUGCGGCUUAAAAUAACAGAUAUGUAUCCUAUAAAAUUUCAGAUCUACAUUUUCAUUUUGACCCACAAUGGACAAAUUAAGAGGGAUGUGGAAAAGAAACAUCUGCAGUUAAUAUAUCUUUAUAACAUGUUUUAGGCCUAUUGAAUUUUAAUACUUGACUGGCUAUUGGCAAGAUAAAAGGUACUAUUGUAUAAUAUAAAGGUGACAUCUGGUGUUAGAAUACUGAACUUAAAGACUCCCGUUAGAAUGUGAUAAUUAGGUGGUCGUGGAUGAUGUAAGAUUCAUACAAUGGAUGAUUUAAAUUUAAUUCAGAGAUAUCCACUACACGAAAGAACGUUUGCCGGUGACGUAAGAGAAGUGGCAGUAUUAUUACGUACACAGGAUGUAUGUCAAAAAGAUAUACAUGGAAAUACACCACUUCAUCUUGCUGUCAUGCUUGGACAUAAAGAGUGUAUACAACUUUUACUUGCCCAUGGUGCUCCAGUUAAAGUAAAGAAUGCUUUGGGAUGGAGUCCAUUAGCAGAGGCCAUCAGUUUUGGAAAUAGACAGACUAUUGCAUCUCUUUUACGUAAGCUUAAACAACAAUCCAGGGAAGCCAUGGAAACAAGAAGACCUGAUUUGGUACGAGCAUUGAAUCAAAUGGGUGACUUUUUCAUGGAGUUGAAAUGGGACUUUCAGAGUUGGGUUCCUCUGGUUUCACGACUACUUCCAUCAGAUAUUUGUAGAAUCCACAAGAAAGGGUCCAGUAUUAGAUUAGACACAACAUUAGUUGAUUUCAAUGAUAUGAGGUGGGAGAGAGGGGAUGUGAGCUUUAUAUUUAGUGGAAAUUCCAAACCAUCUCAGUCACUCACAGUCUUAGAUAAUGAACAAAAUGUUUAUCAAAACGUUCGCUAUGAGGAAACAGAAGCAGAAGUAGAGGAUGAAAUUGACUUAUUGAUGAGUAGUGAUAUAGUCAGUGUUCAGAUGUCUACAAAAUCUAUCACAUUCAGCAGGGCACAAACUGGUUGGAUCUUUAGAGGAGAUAGAACAGAAAUGGUAGGACCUUUCUUAGCUGAUUUUUAUUUCAUCAGUGGACUAGUUUUAGAAUCCAGAAAAAGGAGGGAACACCUUACCCAAGAAGAUGUAAUUAAAAAUAAAGCCAUUGUAGAAAGUUUUACGAAGGGAAAUGCAACUGGUUUAGAAAAUUCUGAGUUUCAGAGGAGACAGUCACUUUCAGCACCCCUAACUCCACAUAUAACGUGGGAAGAAUAUAUCACAGCAUCUGUGGGUAAACCUCCUCAUCUAGGUCGAUGUGUGGUCUCUAAGGAAUCAAGUAAAAACUUCAAGGCCAUUCUUGCAAUGAGUGAAGAAUUUCCACUUUCAGUAGAAUCCUUAUUAAAUGUUCUUGAAGUAAUUGCUCCUUUCAAACAUUUCAACAAAUUACGAGAGUUUGUACAAAUGAAACUUCCACCUGGUUUUCCAGUAAAAAUUG